AUGACAGGUACGCUAAUCAAUUUGACAAUUAUCUUUUGUUGUCUUCAAGUGACAUCGAUAUUUGCUGAGCAUCAAGUUGAAUUAUAUCCCAUAUACAACAAAUCAAAUCAACAUAUCGGAUAUGCUGCAAAAGUGAUGAUCGGUGAAUCGAAAAAGGAGUUCUCUCUACUUUUGGAUACUGUUACAGCAUUUCUUUGGGUUUUUCCUCCUUCAUAUCACCAGAUAAUUUCGAGGGAAAUGAAAACUUACUCAGAGCGGGAAUCUUCUUUUAUGAGUGACAUACUUUACCAAAAACAAACUUACGGUUCCAGAGAAGUUGAACUGCUCGAUCGAAUGGACACUAUUAUGUUCAAUUUAACAGAUGCAAGCCAACUACAUUUCAUCAGAACUGCAUUCGGUGUGGUAAACAAUUUGAAAUGGUCUAAAUGGGAUGAUUAUCAAAAAACCGAUGGUGUACUUGGUUUAUCGGCUUUCCAUGUUGAUGGCAUUCCAUCUGGAGUUAUCUGUCAGUCUUUGUAUAACAGAUCCAUUACGAGUAAUCCAGUAAAGGUUGCUGUCUGGGGUUAUGAAGUGUAUCCGUUUGUUACUAUUGCAUUGCCACCAUUGGAUUCUGAUAAUAAAGCGAUAUUAACGCUUGGUGGACGUAACGAUGAGUCAUGCGAUUGGAACUACGGAACCACUGAACUGCUUCGUUUGAACUAUCUAAAAAUUAAACCGUUUCGUUCGUACUGUGAAACCAAUGUAUCGUCAUCAUUGCGUAAUACCCGUUUCUCUCCUCUCCUACUUGAUCAAUCCGGAAAUCGUUACGAAUUCGAAUAUAAUUCCAUCAAAAUGGGCAAUGUGGCAUUUCCUAUGAAAUCAUUUGCUUAUCUGAAUACCAUUGAGCCGUAUAUCGGUCUUCCUAUUAAAUUCCUUCAGAAAAUCGUUAACAAUCUCAAUGCAACGAAAGUUUCAAAAACGGAGAAGAAAUAUAUGAUACGUUGUGAGCAACCAUUCGAACCAUUCGAGAUAUCCACCAAUCAUAACACUUACAUCGUUCCGCCAGAACAUUUCAUUAUCAAACAUAAUCCGGACGAUACGCUGUGCGAACUUGCGUUCACAGUGAGUGAAAGAACUGCUCGUGCUGAUGAAGAUGCGGUUUUACUCGGAAUACCAUUCUUUCAUCAAUAUUGUGUUACAUUGAGACCACAUCACAAACAUAUUAAUUUCGCACCGAUAAUUUAA
This is a messenger RNA of Cercopithifilaria johnstoni, 1224 nucleotides long. The record is from the annotation of a GenBank genome assembly. Lineage: Eukaryota; Metazoa; Nematoda; Chromadorea; Rhabditida; Onchocercidae.